Molecule: messenger RNA, 3663 nt
Organism: Hymenoscyphus albidus
Lineage: Eukaryota; Fungi; Ascomycota; Leotiomycetes; Helotiales; Helotiaceae
Source: the annotation of a GenBank genome assembly
AUCUUGAAAGCCAUCCAGCUUCCAUAUAGAUACAAGAAUCUUGGAAGCUUAAGUUGACCUUGGUAUGUGAGCAAAAAAAACUAUCUAAGCAGUCUGUCUGACUGUCUGACAACUUUCAGCUGGGUACAUGCGCGUAAUCUAACACGCGCAUACUUACCCAAUGGGGUUUCUCACAAUGCUCCUCCAUACAUAUGCAUGGGUGAAACAGAUCGAUGCCAUGGUUCCUCAGUACAUCCUUCUUGCUUCAGCCAUCCUUCAGCCUCCACUGAAUUUUUGAUUUCUGUCUUUUUAUAACUGUGCGAUCGCUAUCCGGCAUCCAAAGCUAUAGAAUAUGCAAGUUCAAGGAGUUUGUUACACCCAUCUCGUGGCACAGUCGUCGCAUGUUAUCAUCUAUGAAUUACCUUUUCUUUUUGCCAUUGCUGACCCCCAACGCCAUUACCGACAACAAAUAUUUCCAAACAAUUUACAGGUUUCAUUGAUUCAUUCUUUUUGCCAUAGAGGACAAUAUGUCCACCAUGAAGUAUGGCAUGAGCGCUAUCAAUUGUACCAGGUUUCCAGCUCUCGAGACAAAUCCAGAUAUCUCGGGCAUUGGAGUAUGUUCUUUCUACCAACGGCUUCUUCUCAGAUACUAAAUAAUCAGGUCAUCGUUGCAUUCCUUGGAUCCGCCUACCUGACUGCGAUAUGUUGUAUUUCGAAGGCGGUGGUUGACUACAAAAGAGUAUUCAGAGUUGGUUACAACAAUUCUCUCAUGAACCGGUGGUCGCAUGCUUUAGAAAUCGUUAUCAUUGGACUGAGCGACCAACAAAUUAUUACCGGGCUUUCAGUUAUUGUAGGAGGCCUGACGCAGCUUGGCUGGGGUCUGGAAACUUUUCACUUCCAAACGAUUGGAAGUCUAGCCUGGUUUUCAGCCAUCGCUCACCUCUUUACGCUUACAAUAUUGCGGGAUGAGCUGCGUUCAACAAAACUGCUUCGAUACUUCCGUCUGUCUGGAAUGGGGUUGCUUGCCAUCAUGCUCAUCUGUAUCUCGGUACCCAUGGGCUAUGUUACAUCACCGAAUUUUGUAGCGAGCAAUCUUCCUGCUUGGUGUCUUUAUCAUCCAAAAUUUCCAUGGGGGUAUCAUGACUUCGACCACCCACAGGACCCUUCUUACCUGCAGACAUACAAGGAAUUCAAUUGGGUGUACGUUACUUUUACUUUGGGCCUCUUGGUGUAUACCUUCUGUACUAGAGCCGUCAUUUUAUGCAAAAAGAAUGCAGAUUCUCAUGCUAUCUUUCGUCUGCCACCAGGUCAGCCCUGGGUGUGGAUCGAAAAAAUCAUUUCAAGGUUUCAUGGGCGAAGUACGAGAAGGACAGUCAUAGUUCGAAUCGGACGAAGCGCAUGUUACAAAGCCCUUAGAGCAAACUAUUGCUUGCUAGUUGUGGCACACGAACUCUAUCGCUCUAGGAUAUGGGAGGUAAGAGUUGUUUUCUUCUUUACGGUGUGCAUAAUUGCUCCCUAAACUACAUCUUGAACCCUUAAGUCUGUUAGCAGAUCACAUCUCCUUUAUCGGAAUCCUCAAAUGGAACGAGAUAAAUAUUAUGCCGCACAAAGAGCCGCAUUUCUACCACCUCGUCUAUAACAAUCAUUGCUAACCAAUAUAGAUCACUUGGAUAUCAACUUCUAUCCUUUGGGGCACAGUCCGAAUUUUCUCCCACCGCUAUUUUCACUACUACCUAGAUCAACAGGAACAAGAUCACUGGAGUUUUGGGCAGGUCAUGCCUAUAGGAUUAUUGAUGUUACCCUUAGCCAACUUUUGCGGUCUGUCUAUGUCAUAUUAACUGGUAACAUAUAUACUAAGUUUCACUCAGGUGUGUUGUUCUCCCAAAAGUCGCCGGUGUCUAGCAUACCUACGAAUAUAAUGGAGUCACAGUGGACCAUACUUGGCAGCCCUUACUUCCACCACACCGAAACCCAUCUCAAUCACAGCCAACCUAUCACAAUCCUGAGGUCUGGGAUCUAUGCAAACAAAUGGUAUCCCAAAAUGCUCUGGCUCUGUUACUUUUUCAGUCUCGAGCAAAUCGCUAUCCUCAUGUUUUGGUUCACGCCAGACAUUCUAAUAAGUAGGGUCACAACCCCGCGUACCUUGGCAAACCGUGGGACAGAGAUUCUGGUCUUGGGCCUCUUUUUAUUGUUGUUUCUGUGGCUGAAUGCUAUCAUUUGUAUGGACGAGCAUGUUUACUGGUGGUGGAGUAAACUAGGGAUAAGCAAGUGGAAUUUAGGCAAGAAAGCCUCGGCUGUACUAUCAAUCUUUUUCUUCGUUAUCUUUCUGGGCCUUUAUGCCGGUGCUAUCAUUGUAUUACUUCUUUACCUGGACAUAGGGUGGUAUUUGUUGAGAGAUAGGCUAGGCUAGUACAUGUUGUGCUAACAAUUGUUUGCUACUUAUGCUCACGCCCCUCAAUCUUCCCCGAUCUCACUUCUCUUUUCCUUAUGACAGCUACGGGCUCUUCCUUCUCUUUUUCUUACGACAGCGACAGUAAGGAUACGAUAGUAAAGAUGUAGCGACAGUAGGUGGCGAGUUUAUAUAACUAGGCCCAUAUUUCAAGUACCUAGGGGGGGGGAUAGGGGUAUAGACACUCUAGCAUAGUAAUAGUAGUAAAUAUAUAACUUUUGCGAUUUGUGAUUUGAGAUUUACUUUAUUUAGCCUUUUAGUACAUUCAGGAUGUCGUACAUGCACAAAAUAUCGUUCUAGCUUACCAAGAGCAACAAAAAGACUUCUACGUCAACACGUGAUAGCUCAUGGAUUGAAGCUCUUUUCUCUCUCUCACUCUCUAGUGUUCAACAAGGACAAAUAAGAAAACCUAAGCCUGCGAAGAAAUCAGCUAUUUACUAAAUUUGGGAAGAGUCAGUAUUAAGUUUACCACUUUCGCAAUUUUAGCAGUGCUGAACGUCAUAAACACAAAUUCUUGGUGAAUUUCAGGAAAUGAAGGACAUUCAACGUCACAGCUGGCUAGUGAAGUGCACCUGUGUCCAUAGAGCCUUGGGUGUCUCCCUCAUUCACAAGAAAAACAACCUUAUUCACAAGCACAAUAACCUCACAGACAGGAACAAGGACAAACAUCUUUCGCUAGCCAGGCUAGCUAGCGAAGACCUCUCUAGGUCAUAUAAGUAUCAAAGACCUCUCAAGGUAUUUCAACCUAUCCUCAUUCUCCAUCCAUACCACUCCAUUUUCUGCAUUCUGUAGAAUUCUCAAACCAUCAAGCAACUAACAAAAUGCGUUUCCAAACCUUUUUCCUAUUUGCGCUGGUCUUAUUUUUUGGAGUCAAGGUUCAAGGUCUCCCAAUCAGCACUAUUGCCGGUGGCACUGAGGGGCCAUCAGCCUUGCCAUCCCCUUUCAAGCAGACAGCAGCGUAGAGUUCAUCAAAUACCAUCGCCUCUGCCCCUACACCUCCGCCAACUAUCGUCAAUGAGCCAACACCAACCCUUGUCAACUUUUCCCAAUUUGCGAAAAGGAGAGGUGCCGGUCCCACUGGUUCCGACGAUUCUGAACCAGACAUCUAUCUCAAACCAUGGCAAACAGUCCUCAUCGCCAUUGUUGCAGCCAUCGUUACGUUGCUAAUUGUCGGUUUCGCGGUUCACUAUGGGGGUUGUUGUUGGUGUUUUUCCGGAAAGAGAAGUUCCACAUGA